ACCCACAAAACCGAAACCCUAACCAAAUAGACCCACCAUUCGAACACGCCAAACCCUUCUCCGACCCUUCCCGCCGCCGCCACUCACACCACCACCUCCUCCUCACCCCCCCCCCUCUCUUCCCGUCCGCCGUCGUCGCCAUGGACGCCGGCGGCGCCUCCGACGCCUCGCGCCAGGUGCGCGUGCGCUUCGUGACGAAGCUGCCGCCCCCGCUUCGCGCGCCGCCCGCCGCCAUCGCCGUCCCCGCCGACCUCUCCCGCAUGGGUCUCUCCGAGAUCGUCAACAGCCUCCUGCUGGCCGCCGAGCCGGACCACCAAGCGCAGCCCUUCGACUUCCUCGUGGAUGGAGAGCUCGUGCGGCUGCCGCUCCGGCAGUUCCUCAUCGCCAAAGGCAUCUCUGCGGAGAGGGUGCUGGAGCUCGAGUACGUGAAAGCCGUGGCGCCGAGGAAGCAGGAGGAGCCCUGUCCCCACGAUGACUGGGUUAGUGCGGUCGAUGGAUCGAACCCGAGUUUCAUAUUAACUGGUUGCUACGAUGGUCUUGCAAGAAUAUGGAAAGACGGAGCAGUAUGUACACAAGUUUUGGAGGGGCACAGCGGUGCAAUUACUUCUACUAGAUUCAUCAAUAAAGGAGUUGAAACCAAGGGCAGUCUGCAUGUAGUGACUGGCUCGAAGGAUAGGUCAUUGCGCCUAUUCAAGUGUGAAACGUCGGUCAAUAUGGACUACCAAAAGCGGGUUGGGGCUUACAAAAUUCUUCGCGGGCACACAUCAUCUGUUCAAAGUAUUUCUAUAGACCCUUCCAGAAAUAUGCUAUGUUCUGGUUCCUGGGAUAGCACCAUCAAGCUGUGGGCGGUCGAAGGGUCAGAAGAAGAUGGUGACACUGUCUCAUUGAAGAAGAGAAGGAUGAAUUCUGACUCAUCUGGACCUGAAGAGUCUCAGUUAGAGGGUUCAGCCACUUCAACACUUCUGGGACAUACACAGUGUGUUACUGCUGUUGCCUGGCCUGAGCAGCAAACAAUAUAUUCAGCUUCUUGGGAUCAUUCUGUUCGGCAGUGGGAUGCCGAAACAGUGAAAGAAACAUGGAAUAUGGUUUGUGGGAAGGCCUUGAAUUGCUUGGAUUGUGGUGGCGAGGGCUCUUCACUGAUUGCUGCUGGUGGCUCUGACCCUGUCUUGAGGGUAUGGGACCCUCGCAAACCUGGAACUCUAGCUCCUAUUUUUCAGUUCUCCUCUCACUCAAGCUGGAUCACUGCUUGUAAAUGGCAUCCAAGUUCCUGGUUUCAUUUGAUAUCGUCUUCGUUUGAUGGGAAAGUGAUGUUGUGGGACCUAAGAACAGCAUGGCCGCUUGCUUCUGUGGACUCGCACAAAGAUAAGGUUUUGUGUGCCGACUGGUGGAAAGGGGACAGCGUGAUCAGUGGUGGAGCUGAUUCCAAGCUAUGUAUCUCAUCUGGGAUCGAAAUUGUGUGAGAAGAUUUUCCACAUGUUUCUUGUGUCCAUGCUAUUGAGAUAAUAUUGGUUGACAAGUCAUCCCUAAAAGCCAAACAAUGUCAAUUGUGGUUGAGAACAUAUGCACCAAUUGUUCGUCAGACCAAGGUACCACAUGGAGCUUGCCAUUUGUGUAUGCACUUAUGCAUGAGCCUGCAUAAGUAAGAUCCAUAGUAAUGGAUUGCCACACUUUGCUCAUCAACCUUUUGCUUGUUAUGUCGUUUGGUGAAAUUGACACUAAAAUCGAUAUAUUAUUGCAAGAUCAUGAAUUAUAGUUCUGAGUUGAUUGUUGGGCUGGCCGCUUUGCUUCA
Phragmites australis (common reed) is the source of this 1789-nucleotide messenger RNA. Its product is annotated as ribosome biogenesis protein WDR12 homolog. The transcript is spliced from 14 exons. Bases 141 to 1460 code for a protein of 439 amino acids. Gene Ontology annotation, cellular component: preribosome, large subunit precursor. Gene Ontology annotation, biological process: ribosome biogenesis. Gene Ontology annotation, molecular function: protein binding. The record is from RefSeq and is a predicted model, not a curated record. Lineage: Eukaryota; Viridiplantae; Streptophyta; Magnoliopsida; Poales; Poaceae.